AACAUUGAUUGAUAUUUGUCAAAAUAAUUCAGUCAAACAAACGAACAUGGAUUCUCUGGCUGCAAAGCCUGAGAAAUUGAACGCGUUUAGUAGAUAUGCAUACGAUAAAACAAUAUCGAAUACCCCCAGAAACAUGUCAGCACACAGUAGUAAUAUUGUUCAUAAGUUAUUUAAUAGAGAGACAUUUGGUGGUACAUCUAGAAAAAGCAAUGAUCGCGGUCGCAAAGUAUUUGAGCGCAUCCCACCGCGGCUUCGAUUCUGCCUCAUGGAUAUUGUGCCGAUGUCCUACCUCAGGGAGCAGGUGUUCAUGGGCUUCUCCCAGUGCGGGCAGUUCCUGCUCAGCUUCACUUACAGCUGUAACACACAGAUGUACUUCAGAGAAAGUUCGAAGUUCACGCUCCACUUUCUAUCAUGGGUGCCGGGCCGCGUCGUGCGUCCAGUGCAUAGCGUGCCAUUGUUCGGUGACGACUGCGUAGACAGUAAGAUUGUCAUAUCUAUGGCGCAAUGGAAGCAUAACCCUGGCGUGCUAGUCGUGUAUGGUAUUGCGGAUUCCUGUUCAGAACGAUCCCACCUCAGCGUAAUAGGAGUACCUCGUUUAGGAUGUAAGAAAUGUGCAGCUUUCCCUAAAGAUGAAGAUGAUAUUUAUAAUAAUUUUGGCAAAAGAUGCCUUGAACACAACUUCGCGAUUCAUACAAAAUUCUUCUGCACCUCCGACAGUAGUAUGUACGAGCCCGUGGUCCAGCUAGCUUACUCAAAUCAAAUCAUAAUAUACACAGAUUUCAUUCACAUACUCGAGAUAGAUUUCGUGAAACCAGACCACGAGAAAAACGAAAGAGAAGCGGAGGACACAAAGAAUUAUUUAGAUAGAGAGGAAAUUAGCUCAAUAGAUACGAACCCUAGCACUCCCGCUUCAGAUGUUUCAGCUCCUUUUCAAUCGCCUAAAUACCAGAACAAUGUCGUCCAGAAUAUUUUGGCGGAUUUCUCGGAUUUAGAAAUGGAACCGUACCAAAUGUCCAAGCCUGUGCGCUUGCCUGACGUUAUGGGACAAGAAUUGUGUAUCCAGGCAUCCUCAAUCUCACACAAUUUAGUAGAGGAGUGGGAGGGACCAUCUCCUUCAAUCAGAACGUUGAUAAGUCCUCCUCUACGGUCCCCGAGGCGACGGCCGGCGGAAAGCAUGUCGAGGUUCAACGAAACACAUAGAACUAUCGCUGAGAAAGCGUAUGAAUUUGUAGAAGAAGCGGAAACAAAAUGCGAGAAACUCAGCAUGUUUAGAAAACGAAGAUUGGCUGACAAGAAGUACGAAUUUUCGGAAGACAACAAUGAGAAUAUUGUCCCCUUUAGGGUGUUGAGGAGCAAUAGGAAAUAUUUUAUAGGAUCGACGAGUAAAAGCCAGGCUAAGCGUGCAAAGUCUCCCUCCGUUGAAAGUGUGGUUCUGAGAGCUCACAAUCAGAUUAGUAGACCGGCUUCGCCUACCAGUAGUUCAGAUCUGAAGAACCCUAGCCUUUCGUCUUUAGAGUCGGACCACAACAGCGAAGCCGAGUACAGAGUCACGGAAAUGUUGGACGAUGGAUCUCUGAAAACUGUAGCUGUUCACGACAAUACCUCUAAGACCCUUUCCGAUAUACCUGUAAAUGCUAAGGACCCCUACUUGGUUCACUCCGGCAACUCCAAAUGUAGUAAAUUCUUCACAAGGUACUUCGUGGAAAGUGACGAUGAGAUAACCUCUAUCGUGACCGAUUCCGAAGAUGACUGCAUCUCAGGCUACCACGUAGCUUUACCCCUAUCGGCCCAAGGCGCCGGGUACGCCGGCCUGCAGGGCGUGGGCGCCGGCGCGUGGGAGCGCCUGUGCGCGGCGUCUCCGCCCCCACCACCCUUAACUCUACGGGCACAUCAACGAUCGUUAGAUACUGAAUUGCUUUGUAAUGAAGUCUGUGGUCGGUUGUGCAAUUUGAAUAAGAAGAAGUUCAUAUACUGCUUCGAUUGGGGUUGCCAUGUUAUUGAUGUUUGUCAGUCGAGUGGGUGUUUGUCUGGGUUAUGUGCGAUGUGGAUGUGGGCGAGCGAUGAGAAUGACGACACGGCGGAAUGCGAAGCCUGUAAGGACGUUAGCGCCGGCUGUCUCCUACAUAGACAACAGUAUGCUGCUGAGUGUUUAUUCGUGUGGGACCUGGUGAGCGGAGUGUACCGAACUGAAAGAGUUUCCAUGACAGAAGACUCGAGCCAAGAGGGCAGCCGAGUUCCAGGUGCCGACAGGGCUAGGGAGUUAGCUAAAAAGCUAGGCCCAAUCAAUAUGCCGCCUGGCAAUGAGACGAGAUUAUUAACCACAUUGACAGGUAAUGUAAUAGGGCGAUCGCUAAAAAGACUGACAGAUGUGGACAACUGCAUCGAAAUCACAAAGAAUCAUCCUGACAGCUCGGAGUCAGAAUCGUCAGAGGAAGACAGCGAUUACGACUGAAUGUUCCAGAAGCUUCUAUCACGCGGUACUAUAAACCUCUUUGGAGUGAAAAAUGAGGUUGAGACACGGAGAAGUAAGCUCUUGGAGUGCUAAGAUAGUAAUCUGAUGUACAUGUGUAAAAAUUACAAUAACACUAACCUAUUAAACAUCUAAAUAUAGAAAUAACUCAUUAAAUGCUAUAAAUUCCAAAAUGGUUUUAUUUAUUUAGUGAUUAAAUCACGUAAGUUAAAUAUACUUUUUUGGUAUUGUGUCAUUAUUAUGUAUUGUCAAAAAUCAAAAAAUUGUAGCAUAGCACUCCAUUGAUUACUUACUCCGUGUACAUUUGUCACAAAAGUGAACAACGAAGGAAAGUGUAUGAAGCACUUUUUGUAUAAAUAUUGUCUCCUUAGGAGUGUUUGAAGACAGGUUCGUAUAAAUAGAUCGUUUAAAUGUGUUCCGUACGUUUCUACCUACAUUUUUAAUACCUUCGUGUAAAAAAUAUUCCUCCCACAAUUUUUUUUUAUGUGUAUCUUCUCCAAAUUAUUACGGGCAGGCAGCAGUUUCUUAAAAGUAUUUUGUUUAACUUCAUUUAUUUAUUUAAAGUGGUUAAUUUUUGAUAGCGCAUGAUAUAUUUUCAGUGACAUCAGAGAUUAGACAUCUCUAUGGUUACACAAUUUUUAGCUAUGUAUGUAUAUAAUAGCCUGCCUGUAUUAAAGUGCAACUCUUCUUACCAACAUUUUAAGUUUCAAAUCACUGUUUCUACAAUAGAACAUAUUUUGCCAUGAAUUAAUAUUUUUUGGAAUACUUUGUAAAUAAAAUGCUCGCAAUAUUAACAUUAGAUAUUUCUCAAUCGAAUGAAUAACUUUGAUACACUGAAUCAGUCUUAAAUAUGUUGAAAAUAAAAUAAAUCAUUUUGUAUAUUUUCGUAUGGAACUUUACUUAAAUUUUUGUCUACAUACAGUAAUCGGUUCUUGUUAUGAAAUUGUCGUUAAUCAAAUGUUAAAAUUAUAAUAGUCACAUAUACAAUGGUAGAUCUGUGUGUAUGAAUUAAUUAAACAUGUAUUGCCCGCUUUUAUUGUUAAGCGUUGUAUCACAUACUUUAUACAAUGGAAUCAUUGAAUAGCAUUAUGGUUAUAGCUCACUUAAACGACUCAGCUCCCACUAUUCUAAUAUGGGCUUAAGAUAUUAAUUUAAAAAUACAUGCUAUGGCAGUCUGAAGGCUACCAGCUCCGCUAAUUUAUGUCAUAUAUUUAUAUAAAGUAUAUCUAAAGUGCAACUUAAGGGCCAUAUUGAAUUUUAUUCUCUUUGACGGAAGUCGUUAAUGUGGGCUAUGCACCUACGUGCGGACACAUAGCGUAUGUCAACUUUUUCUAUCUCAAAGAGUUAUCAAAAACUCACGUGCGCACCUCUAACACUCGGCAGCCAUAAAUCCAAUGUAAGUCGCAAACAAAACUUACCAAAAAAUAUACUCAAAUUACAUAAUUUUAAUCGAAAAUAUAGUAAAGCCAGUGUCGCCCUCACAUAGUUGCUAAAUCUUGACACUAGAGACGCUAGGAUAGAACUGAAUUCUCUAUGUGUACGCACCUUUCACAAAAAUGUCGCAUAUACUCAACUAACCAAGUUCGAAUGAUAUUUCACUGUACAUUAUUAUAGUAAUAGUCGUGAAUGUAUUGAUUGAUAUUUAUGACAUUUUAGUAGUAUUUUAACUUAUCAAUAUGUAUGUCCAAUUUUGGUGUCUGAAUCAAUGAGUUUUAAGCUCCUGACAUUUUAUAGCAAACAUAUUAGGGGUGCCUUGUUUGCCUGGGGGACCCUGAAAAGUCUAGGUUUUGACACAUACAUCAGUAUUAACCACAGUUGGCCUUACUACAAAAACUUUAAACCCUGUUUUACACUUGUCUAAUAAAAUUUUGGCUGCAAAAUGAACCAUAUGUCAACGUCAUAAUUUGACAUUUUUUUAGACAAGGCAUAAACUGACGUUUAAAAGUUUUUGUGGUAAGACGGAGUAAGUUUAUUCCAUCAAUCACUUUACCUACUGAACUAUAAAAUUUCCCCAAUUAAUGUUAGAUAUUGUGUCAAAAUCGAGUCUUCACCACUAAAUAAACUGAAACGUGUUGCUGUCUAUGUAUUACUUUCUACUGCAUUUAUAUAAUGUAUAAAGUUAGUGAUUUUAAAUAGUAAUAUGAUAAUCAUCAAUGAUAUUAAUAUGUAAUGUAUUCAACGAAUGACCAGUUAAUUGAUUCUAGCACAUUUGAAUGGAGUUUUGUAGUAUAGAGAGGGAAGUGUGAAUAUGAGCUUAGGCAUGGAAUAAGUCAUAUGUGCUGGAAUUCAGUCCUAAAUAUGAACCUAGGCUCAUAAUAAGGUUGUGAUUGUUUGAACAUAGGUUUGUUAAAAGAAGUGCCUCUGACUCGAUAACUACUACCCUCCAAUAUAAUCUACUUCAUCAAAUAUUUUAGUUGUACGUACAAAGUCAACGCGCUUUCCUGUACCUUCUAAUUUUCACUGCAAUUUGUUUUAUGUUUCUUGUCUUCUUGCUUCUUAUUUGAUUAAUGUAAAUAUUUUGUUAUUAUUUAGUGACGACGUUUGAUCUCACAACACUGUGAACCACGGAGGGUGUACAUACUACGUAAUUUUGGAGCAACUAUGAAGGAAAUGUGUACUAGUGUAUUAAAUCUUGACACAUAUUUGUCGAACGUAUUAAUUGACCUUACAGUCUAAACUGAACGGUUGAAACAAUCUUUGCCAGUUAUAAUUUAUGGCGAUAAUCUUACUGAUGUUUCUUAUGUCUAAGUAUAUAGAAAAUUAAUGUCCUAUACAGUAAUACCUCGUAAUUUUGGCGACUAGAAAUCUGUAGAGUAGAUUGAGACUCAGUCCCAUAAUAUCACACGCUUCGUACUGGCGAGAAAGACUAUUCAAAUAUAGAAUCUAUUGUGCCAAGGGUGGGAAAGUUUGUGAGAUAAAUUACUGCAUAGGCCAUUUAACACUGAAUGUAAUAUAUAAAUAUAUCUCACUAAUUGGUGAGCAGUUGUGAGCUCUAGUCUUAAGCAUCGAAAGAUAAAACACUAGUGUAUAACCAGCUCCAAGCCAGAGGCAUUCUGAAAUAAAAACUAAGCAAUAUAACAAUGGUUGUUUCACAUUAUUUUCGAUAGCCUUUUAAAAAAUUUGAAAAAUGUUUGAAGGUUGGCUGUAUUAAUCCACUUACAAUAAGUGAUGAUUGCAUUUAAUUUUAUAUCUGUUGACACAUGCUGACAGUGUUACUUGCCAUCAAAUUGUAUUAUACUAUAGAUAGGUAUGAGACAAUGCAUGAUGUAAUAAUAACAUGAAAAAAAUUA
Molecule: messenger RNA, 5760 nt
Organism: Helicoverpa zea (corn earworm)
Lineage: Eukaryota; Metazoa; Arthropoda; Insecta; Lepidoptera; Noctuidae
Exons: 10
Coding region: 47-2452 (801 amino acids)
Biological process (GO): protein ubiquitination
Cellular component (GO): Cul4-RING E3 ubiquitin ligase complex
Source: RefSeq, a predicted model, not a curated record